This is a messenger RNA of Aphanomyces astaci, 468 nucleotides long. RefSeq lists its product as hypothetical. Bases 1 to 468 code for a protein of 155 amino acids. NCBI's taxonomy places the organism in Eukaryota, Oomycota, Saprolegniomycetes, Saprolegniales, Verrucalvaceae. The transcript has a single exon. The record is from RefSeq and is a predicted model, not a curated record. Gene Ontology annotation, biological process: proteolysis. Gene Ontology annotation, molecular function: serine-type endopeptidase activity.
AUGCGUAUAACAUAUACACAUUCAGCUUUUGUCAUUAACCGACUAGAAUGGACAGCGGCGCAUUGUUUGGGUGAUGGUCUAACUUAUGUGGUCGUGGGCACGCACUAUUUAACCGGUUUUGACGACGGAGACCUGGCCAAUGUCACCCAGGAAAUCGUACACCCCGAUCACUACGACGUGGGUAUCGUAAUCUUGGACCGCAACAUCACGACCAUCCAAUCUGUGAAGGUGUCGUUUGAAUUCGUUCCGGCGGAUGUGCUCACUUGGGUACGCGGCUGGGGAGCCGUCACGAGUCGUGGCCCCAAAUCGCGAGUGCUCAAGGAGCUCAACAUCACGACCUGGAACAACACCAGGACCGCGGCUGCGUUAAUCUCCUCGCCAGGGCCUGUGUACGAAACGGAGUUGGGUGCUGGAGGGGUGAGUCAGACUUGCGCGUGCCAUUAUGAAAGCGACAUGGCCAGCAUCUAA